AAUACGCAUGUAAAAUUCAUCUCUGACGAUAUUGUGAAAUCGUGUAUGCAUAACUACGAAACUUUUGAUUAGAUAGUACAUUCAAACUAUUCGAUAGCAAGCGUGUACAGUAUUUGAACUUAUGUUCACAUCGUAACACUCGAUAAGUCGAGAUUCGAACGCGUUCAACAACUUUCAGUAAACAAUUAACAAUACUGAAGUAUAUUAAUCGUACAAUUGGAAGCUAUGAUCAAAAGAAAAGACACAUAAGUUAUUGCGCUCAUCUGAAAAUAAAGUACAAAUAAGUUGUGCUUUGUUCUUUAUCAUUUAAGGUCAACAACUAACCAGUGCUAUUAACAUCUACUUAGAAAAAAAACAAAUUGCGAAUAUAAACGUAUAAAAGUGUGUAUAUUUAAUAAUUACAUGGACUAAAUUGAAAGUGUUUUGGUCACGCAUAAGUGAUUUCAACCAUCAUCUGGAUACAAAACGGCGACAGAAACAAAAUCUUUAACAAGAGCGCCUGCUUUUGAUGACCUCUACCCCGCUUUCCCAAGUACCGCAACAGCACACAGCGCCCUCUGGAUCUCUGACAUCACACAACACGUCACUAUCUACGUCAUGCUGUGAAAAUGGCCGACCAAUCAUAACUGACCCGCAUACCGGACAAAGCGUCUGCUCUUGCCAGUACGGAUCAGGGUUGUUAAGCGCAUACAGCAGGGUUCCCGGAUUAGGGGACAGCAUGUAUACGUCAUCACACUACCCCUCCCAGGGUUACAUGCCCUUGAACACAGACUCGUCUGCUUUCUACUCGCCAUUGAACCCAGCUCAUUACGAGAGCCUCAAGGAUGCCUCCGCAGGCGACCCCUGGAGAGGACUACCCCAGCCGCCCGCGUGCUACCCCUAUGACCCCACAAUGACUCCGUACCCGUACACGAACACCUACGGUGGCAUGGAUCUGAACGGCGCCGCCCGCCGGAAAAACGCCACGCGUGAGACGACAAACACACUGAAGGCGUGGCUAUAUGAGCACCGGAAGAACCCGUACCCGACGAAGGGUGAAAAGAUCAUGCUGGCAAUCAUCACCAAGAUGACCUUGACCCAGGUGAGCACGUGGUUCGCGAACGCGAGGCGACGCCUGAAGAAGGAAAACAAGAUGACGUGGUCGCCACGCAAUCGCUGCGGUGACGACGAGGACGACGAUGCGGAGAAGAAUGAUGACGACAGCGAGGAAGGGGCGGAAGGGAAGAAGGAGAAAAAGGACGACAACGAUUCGAACGACGCAUCGGCAGACGGCAGCGACUCACACCAUUGCCUGAAUAAAUCUGAACCUAAGCCCACGAACACCGCCAUAUACGGUGUUCCAGACGACCGACUCGGGCUCGACACCGGACUCGACAUGACGCCCUCGCCGCUCAAACCCCAGGCAACCAUGGUACCGGAAAUGCACCUCGGUGCGGAUCUCAAGCGACUUGGCUCCCCGUGCUCGAACAGUAGCGAUUCCGGGCUAAGCGACAUCAACGGAUCCAUGUCCACAAGCGGUUCGGACCCGUCCGAUCCGUUGCGUCCCCGGAUAUGGUCCCUCGCGCACGUGGCAACAUCAACUUCCGGUAUGAUGCCGUCUAUGUCAAUGAUGGAGCAGAAGGAUCAGAACGCGAAUCUGACGCCUCUCAAGCCAUCCAUGAACCCACUUCCCAUGACGUCACCUGCAUACACGAUGACGUCAUCAUCCGGCAACUCGCUAAGAACACCGUGGCUGGAUAGCUCGUUUAACAUGGGUCCGUCGCUGUUCUCGCCCAUGUCGGGCACAUACAGCUCCUUGGGCGGACCCCAGCGUCCCCGGGAGUCUCCGACGAGCAUGAUGAAUCAGAGCUUGAAUUCUCUGAACGGCCUGUCGUCGCCGGGGCUAAGCAGACCGUACCCAACUUUCUCCUCCCUGUACACUCCGGUCAGAGAUUUUACGAAGAGAAACCUUGACAUGCCCGAUCUACGGUCCUAGGGAAUUAAAACUGUUUUCGAUCGCGAUGUAAUGUAUAUUCGGUAUGAUUUGUAAGAGCAACCGAGACUUGCCCGACCUUAGGUCUUAGGAUUUUUUAAUGCUAGUCCUACACGAUUUCUAAAUUGAUCUAUUGGUCUAUGUUAACAGUAAUAUAUAUUUUGGGUCUACUUCCGCUAAGACUAUGGGACAUCGGUCACGUUAAAGCGUUAAACGAUCUGUUUUAUAUUUAAAAUUUAAACUUAUGACCACAGUUUAUAUUUUGUGAACGCAUACUUUUGUGCAACUCAUGUCGAGUAGAUCUAAAACAAAAUGCUAUUUAUUAUUAUUUAAAUUGUCUCGUUGAAUAUAUUUUUUGUUUGUGUUCUUGAUGCCUGCAAUAUUCAUUUUGUGAGCAAAACACGUGCUCAAUGUGCAUUUGCAUUAGCGUGCAAAACACGUGGGCUGUUUGCGAGUUAUUAUCGGGAUAUUUUGUCAUUCAACGAAUAUGGCUGCGCAUCAUGGACGUGAAUAGGUCAAGGUCAUUUGCGAAAGGGCUUACAUAAUAUUCUAGCGCGAGUCGUGAUAGUGAACAUAUGAAGGAAGUUACGUACGAAAUAUGACAUGAGUCGAUGACGUCGUUUCCGAAUUCGAACGGAAAUGACUGUGUUCCGUCUGACUGAACAAAGCUUACACAAUUUCGUAGGUUGUGGUCUUAAACGAGAUAACUAUUGUGACAACUUAUUUUGGUGCAAACUUUUAUUAAUUUAUUGUGGCAUGAAUGUGAACUAGAUCUUUUGUUAUGUAUCCAGGAAACAGCACGAACACUUCGGUGAUGAUGUUACGGACAUAGUUGGGAUAUAUGAAGGGACGCCAUAAAUGGAUGUGAGUGUAACGAAUUCAAGUUUUUCUAUUUACACAAAUGAAAAAUUCAUUUUCACUGCACAGAUGAAAACAGUCCGAGAAUUGUACAAUGGUGCUUCAAUUUUCCGAUUGCGGAAGGACUGCGUCAGUUUCGGAUUAUGGUACCGAACUACGGGGAUAUCAAUAAAACGUAUUUGGUAACGUUUGGACUUUUUGUCGUAAGUUUAUAUUUUCGGUCUGAUAGAAUUGCAUACGGGUGACUCAUAGAAGGGUAUCUAAUAUGAUAAGCGUGGUUAGAGGGCUUUUGACGUCAUGUUGUGUACUUCAUAGUUAUGUACAUGUUUUUUGCUUAGUUACAUUGGAAGCUUUUCUUUGUUGAUUUACUAGUGUUAUUUUCUCUUCGAACGCAUGUAUGUCUGAUUUAUUUAUGUUAAUCGUUAUAAUAUGAUGAUCUUUGCUUUGUUUAAUGUGCAUAAAACACACAAGACGCCAAUUUAUAGUGUAUCUUAAUAAAACAUCACCAUACAAUUUAAAAAUAUUCUUGAAAAACUGAAAUUGUAGAUUAAACAAAAUGCUGUUCAACCUGUUUAAUUGCAUACAUCAUAUUAUAAUAAGCAUGUUCAACGAAAGUUUUUGGAAUUAGUAUGGAAUUAAAAGGCAGAAUGUAAAAUAACUCGUCUUUGCGUACGUCAUGUAAAAUGAAAUAAAGAUUCUGGAAAACCAUUUCAUCACCGUUCGGUCAAUAACGCUGUCAAUUUUAUCAGGUUUAACAUAGAUUUUCUAAAUGCGAAUACACGAAAGAUAUUAAUCUCCAACAAGUGAACACGUUUUACAAAUAUAAUUAAGACGAAUCGGCUACAUUUUCGUUUUCCAUACUCGUUAACCCUUAUUAACGUCAGAAAACAUACAGCUAUGAAUAUACAAUAUACUGUUUAGUGUUUAAUAAAUAUUUCUGAUUUCCUAUUUGCCAUGCGAUGCAUCAUACGAAAUUGAUAUAUUGCACAGACUUACGGACAUAUUACAAGUACACAAAAUACGCGCAAACUGAUUUUGAUCGAUUAGAUCGCGUAAUGAAUUAUUAUCUUGUAAAACUGCAUUAUGUUUUGCUUUUUUGUUCAUUUUGUUUUAGAAUAAAACAAGAGAUAUCGGGUGUUUUCACAAUAUAUGUGCAUAUAUGGACAUGCGUGUAUGUACCAGAUUUAACCCAUUAAGCAUAGCGUCUAGAAAAAAAGGCCUUAGCAAACAGCGUAGACACAGAUGAGACGUCGCGUGAUGCGGCGUCACAUCGGGGUCUGCGCUGUUAGCUUAAAAGGAAUUUCUGUAAGAAAUAUUCAUAAUAUAGAAAUAUAUAUAUACAAGACAUCUCUAAUUUUGGAAAUAAAUUGAUCCAAUUUGAAGGAUGGGAGAGUCCAUUAGGCAUAAAUGAGUAAAUACUUUAAACGAAGUUUGACACAAUUUAACAUUUCCCGUUUUGGUAAUCUAGCGAAUCCAAUAUGAAUAAUUAUGUUGAAAAAAUAUUUUAGCAUAUAAUUAAAAGGUAGGCCAUCGUCCUCAAGUUUCAUUUGCAGAAAAAACAACCAUAAAAGUAUACUCUUCUACGAAUAAUGUUACUAUCCGAAUACUGUCACUUUUAGGUGUGUCUGACACGAGCUUUCACACUCGGCACGUUCUGACUUUUAUCGAUUUGCGAUUAUGAGUGCGUAAUAAAUAAUCAAUAACUAUGUACUUAUGAGCUCAUAAAAACUGCUAAAUAUACUAAUCGAUUAUUUGGAUCGAUUGCCACGUCAGGUUUAUGACAGGAAUCAUUGCCCCAGUUUUUCUGUUCUGUUUCGUGUAUGCAUAUGAAGUUUUCUUAGAAAGAUAUUUUGGGAUUUGGAAUUUGAACUAUUCACAACACACUUCAAAAAACAUUUUACUAUUUCGAGUCACUGUGACCUUGACCUUUGACCUAGUUACCUGAAAAUCAAUAGGGGUCAUCUGCCAGUCAUGAUCGAUGUACCUAUUAAGUUUCAUGAUCCUAGGCCUAAGCGUUCUUGAGUUAUCAUCCGGAAACCAUCUGGUGGACGGACGGACCGACCGACCGACCAACAGACCGACGGACCAACCGACAUGUGCAAAACAAUAUACCCCCUCUUCUUCGAAGGGGGGCAAAAUAAGAAUUUUGAGGACAUUUCAUGUUUUGAUAGCAUCUCUCAAAUUUGAUUAUUAUCAUUUGAUUUUUAAAAUGACGACACACAUAUUUUUGGAAAAAUUGUUUGAAGAUGGUUAUGUUGCAUGAUAUAACAUAAAAGACGACUGAUAUUUCUAAAUGACGUAUCUGACUUGUCUAUAAGCAAACAAUGUGGGAGGAGUCUGUCUCAGUCACGUGAUAAACAUAUGUAUAGUUAACUUAAAAUUCUUCAAAAAGACUUCACCAUAUAUUUGUGUCUUACACACUUUUAUUUAACGUCUUUAACAAAAAGAAAAUAACAAAAAGAAACCUUAAAGAUAGAAGCGUCUGUCAACGCUUAAACGUGAGGUCAUCGAUAUCAAUUCAUUUAUUGCUUAUAAGGUCUUUGUUCUUUUAUUUUUUGUUGAAACGUAAACACGUUUGGAAAAUUGCACAUUCGAAAAUCUCAAAAUAUCUUAUAAUUCCGUUCUCACAAUGAUGUUCAUAAUUUUACAGUUUGUACCUGCCGUGAUGUAUCUGUCUUAAAAUUUGACGCGUAUGUGUUUACUUCUAAAUAGGGAGCUCACAGAAUCACUUGGGCGCAACGAUUUGUAUAAAAUACAAUUGCCCCGUUAAGUCUUCGCGACGCCAUUAUAUUUGUGUUCGACAAAAUAGUUUGUGACAUAAAUGUUGGAAACAUAAACACUGCCACUGUGCAUCAGUAAUUUCGUAUGUCAUUCCAAUUUGUACAGCGUGUGUUGAAAUUAUUUCUGUCUCCAGUGUUUCAAUUUUAAUAUUUGUUUUAUUCUGAAAAAAUAAACCAUUAGAUACGUG
This is a messenger RNA of Dreissena polymorpha, 5798 nucleotides long. RefSeq names its product homeobox protein araucan-like. Gene Ontology annotation, biological process: cell development; neuron differentiation; regulation of transcription by RNA polymerase II. Gene Ontology annotation, molecular function: RNA polymerase II cis-regulatory region sequence-specific DNA binding; DNA-binding transcription factor activity, RNA polymerase II-specific. Lineage: Eukaryota; Metazoa; Mollusca; Bivalvia; Myida; Dreissenidae. The coding region runs from base 509 to 1975 and encodes 488 amino acids. The transcript is spliced from 5 exons. Gene Ontology annotation, cellular component: nucleus. The record is from RefSeq and is a predicted model, not a curated record.